Messenger RNA from Betta splendens (Siamese fighting fish), 5852 nucleotides. It is a transcript of the gene shprh, whose product is annotated as SNF2 histone linker PHD RING helicase. Gene Ontology annotation, cellular component: nucleosome; nucleus. The record is from RefSeq and is a predicted model, not a curated record. Bases 577 to 5547 code for a protein of 1656 amino acids. Gene Ontology annotation, biological process: DNA damage response; protein polyubiquitination; nucleosome assembly. The transcript has 29 exons. NCBI's taxonomy places the organism in Eukaryota, Metazoa, Chordata, Actinopteri, Anabantiformes, Osphronemidae. Gene Ontology annotation, molecular function: protein binding; ATP binding; ATP-dependent chromatin remodeler activity.
UGUGAUGACGACACUUCCGCCUGUAAACAUGGCGGACACCAGCGUAGAACUCGCCAAUAGACGUGUGUUUUGAUGCUUUUCUGCUUUAUUCCGUGGAUCCACUGCAACAUGGGGCGACUUAGAUAGAAACCCGGUCGUCUGCGGGAAGCUCGAAACGUAAAUGUGCUUUUUUUUACAAACGUCUAUUUGUUUACAACAGAAACGACAAACCAUUGUGUAGCAGCGGUGGUUGGUUCCAUGCUUAUGACAGAGUCCGCCUCAAAACUGUAAACAGUAGCUUGUUAGUCGACAUGCAAACGAACGGGUAUUGAUACUAAAUUUUAAGUAACAUUUAGUUUAGUACAUGAUCUGUAAAUAAUGCACUUGCUAGUGCAGAGUGGCUCCAAGCAUCAGCUGGAUAAGGUCCUAAACCACGGUUGCACAACUAUUUGUUUACUUUUAGGCUAGUUUAGACUGUAGCAUGUGGUGGCAUUACUGACAGAUAUUGCUUAAGUGAUUAAACACCUAUAUAAACAUUGGAUACUUGUGUAUUGAUGCAUACGUGGGGAGUGUGAAUGUUACAGCAGCACCGGAGCCAUGAGCAGCCGAAGAAAGAGGGCCCCUCCAGUGAGGGUAGAUGAGGAUGCAAAGCAAAGGUUGAACUGGAAUAUGCUGGAUGAUCGCAAGAACGAAGCGACCCAGAAAGACGAUGACCAAACGCCGACCUGUUCCUCUGUGUCAGUUGACACCACUCCCACAGGCGCCUUCAUCCCAACCACAGAGAAUUCAGCAGAGUCCACCCACUCUGUGACGUUCACCGAGGAGCCGCCUGCGACGUCGUCAGAAUUCGCUGCUGCCUCGGCCUCUCUGGCACUGACUGUCGCGCCGGCGUCAAGGCUGAACCCCAUCUGGAGGGCGCUGAUCGGGGAGUUCAGCAUCCAGCCCGCUUGGCUCCCAUCAGACUGUGAACAGAAAGCAUUCACGCUGCACAGAAUCGCUGACCAGCUCUGCCUCAGUUACAGCGACUGUGAUGAGAGCCCAGGACUGCAGUGGAAGCCUGGCGAGGACACUUGCACAGCAGAGUGCAGCCUCGGUCGGAUCCUCCUGGAUGAUCUGGACUGGCUGCAGAAAAGGAGGGUGGUGCAGCUCUGCCACCAGGCUAAAGAGGAGUCAGUCAAGGUGGAGAUUUACUUACUGGAAACUGGGCUUGGUAAGCCUGAGUUCCUCAGUGAGGGAAAUGCUCGACUGAAAAAAGCAAAUCAGCUCAUGCAAAAGUUAAUGGAGUAUUUCUAUGAUUUCAUUAUCCCCGAAGUUGUAGAGAAUGAGGAGGAGGACUGUGACACCGAUCUGGAGAGGCAGAACGUUGAGGAGCUUUAUGAUUAUGUCAGGCAUCUGCACCAAAGGGAGAGCCAGGCGGUGACCUAUGACGUCCAGCACAAGGCUCUUAUUCCUGUUCUUAGACCCUACCAGAGCCAGGCCGUCAACUGGAUGCUGAGGAGAGAAAAACACAGAAACAGCUCAACCAAAGAACAGUCACUGCAUUUCCUCUGGAGGGAGCUGCUGACCUUGUGUGGCAAGAAGUUGUUUUACAACCCUUUUACUGGCUGCUUAAUUAGAGAGUUUCCACUGGCUGGCAUUGAGUGGCCUGGUGGGAUCCUGGCUGAUGAGAUGGGCCUUGGAAAGACAGUGGAAGUUCUGGCUCUCAUCUUGUUUCACACCCGCCAGAACCUGGAGCAUGAGGCCCUUACACUGCCAGUGGGAAAAUCUGUGAAUUAUUUUGUUCCUCCUCCUCCACUUGAAAGAGAGAAGGUUGUCCACUGCAAGUCUGAAGCUCAGCCCAAAAUAAAAGUGUCCUACCCAACUGUGCGUGUCAUGCUGCUCACUGCAAUAAAAGAAAUGAGAUCUGGCAAAGGAGCCUCAGUCAACGCCAUCUUCACCUAUAUCCGUGCCAGCUAUGGGUAUGACCUGUUGAAAAACCGCAACCACAUCAAGAAGACACUGGCGAAGCUAAUAGAUGAAGGGCUGGUUGACCGGGUGAAAGGUCGGGGCUUGGCUGGCUCAUUCAAGCUGGGAAAGAACUAUAAGGAGACAAAGAAGACAUUAGCAGGUGCAUCCAAGACUAAUCCAAAAUGCACAGAGAACACACCCAGGAAAAUGUUUCAGAGACGAGCUAAAGAAAAGGCAGAAGCAGCUCUUCAGAACUCUCUCACAGGAGAUCAACUAGAUCUGAGCUCCCCUACAUCUGACUGUCCUCAUCCAGAGGAGUCAGACACAAAGAAGCAACUAAAUGAAAGUCUAAAUGAGAAAGGGGACGAGCCAAUGGAUACGUCCGCAGCAUCCUUACAGACGUCUCGGAAUAAAAGUGAUUCAGAUGCACUGGACAUGCUGAUGAUGAAUGAUCUACCUGAAGACAAAGGAGCUCAGCUUGAUUCACAGGGGGGAACAAAAACUCCCACCAGAGCAUCAGUGGUUCCCUUCAACACCCCAGACUACAGAUUUGAAUGCAUCUGUGGGGAACUGGGCAUUAUCGACUGCAAAGCCCGCGUGCAGUGCAUGAACUGCAUGCUUUGGCAGCAUGCAGACUGCGUUAACUACAAAGAGGAGAGUCUGGAAACAACACCUUUCUACUGCCCCCACUGCCUGGUGGCCAUGAAGCCCGUCUCUACUGGCGCCACCCUCAUCAUCUCUCCAAGCUCCAUUUGCCACCAGUGGGUGGAGGAAAUCAACCGGCACAUAAGGUCGUCCUCGCUCCGAGUGCUGGUUUAUCAGGGUGUGAAGAAACACGGCUUCAUCCAGCCACACAUGCUGGCGGAGCAGGACGUGGUCAUCACCACGUACGAUGUGCUGCGGUCGGAGCUCAACUACGUCGACAUUCCCCACAGCAACAGCAAGGACGGCCGGCGCUUCCGCAACCAGAAGCGCUACAUGGCCGUGCCCAGCCCCCUGGUGGCUGUGGAGUGGUGGCGCAUAUGCCUGGAUGAGGCGCAGAUGGUUGAAUGUCCCACUGCAAAGGCUGCGGAGAUGGCGCUGCGUCUUGCAUCUGUCAACCGAUGGUGUGUGAGUGGCACCCCUGUCCAGAGAGGCUUAGAAGAUCUGUAUGGGCUUGUACUUUUCUUGGGAGCUGACCCAUAUUGGGUGAAACACUGGUGGGACCAGCUGCUUUAUCGGCCCUAUCGACGUGGAAACACAGAACCACUCUACAAUGUAAUCGCCCAGCUAUUAUGGCGAUCGGCUAAAAAAGACGUGAUUGAUCAGAUCCAGAUCCCCCCACAGACAGAGGAGGUGCACUGGCUGCACUUCUCGCCCGUCGAGGGCCACUUCUACCACCGACAGCACGAGGUCUGCUCCCAGGACGCUCUGCUCAAACUCAGGAAGAUCUCAGACUGGAGCCUGAAACUCGGCAGCCUCGACCGACGCACCGUCAACACCAUCCUGUGCCCGCUUCUGAGGCUGCGUCAGGCCUGCUGCCAUCCACAAGCUGUGAGGGGCGAGUUUCUGCCCCUGCAGAAAAGCACCAUGACAAUGGAGGAGCUGCUCAAGUCCCUGCAAAAAAAAUGUCGAGUGGAGUGUGAAGAAGCUCACAGACAAUUGGUGUGUGCUCUCAAUGGCCUGGCUGGGAUCUACAUCAUCAGAGGAGAGUUUGUAGAGGCAGCAGAGAUGUAUAGAGAAGUGCUUCGUUCAUCAGAGGAACAUAAAGACAGGCUGAAAACAGAUUCAUUACAGAGGCUUCAUGCUACUCACAAUCUGAUGGAGCUGCUGAGUGCAAAGCAUCCUGGGAUACCUCCUACGCUGAGAGACGACCGGUUGAGUGAAGAGGCCGAGCAGCUGCGACAGCACUACAUGACCAAAUACGACUCGGAGGUAGCAGAUGCUCAUCAGGCGCUGCAGCCCGUGUUGCAGAACAUCAAAGAGCUGAAACGCAAAGUUAAGCUGAACUCUCCCUGGUGGUUGGAUGUGAUCCAGAGGGCGACCCGCUGCGCCACGGACGAAGAUCUGGUGUCUCGCGUCAAAAAUGAACUGACAUGCAGCUACAAACAACAAGCGCACAAGCUCACCAUGGCUGACAAGUUCCGUGACGCCUGUGGUCUUCAGUUCAUUCUUACCACACAGAUGCAAGACCUGAUGAAAUCUCAAAAGACCGUGCAAGAUGCAGUGAAGAGUCUGGAAGGUCCGGCUUCACAAAAAGUGAUUGACGAGGCCACUGUUUGUCACCUCAGGCCUUUGAGGCUGCCGCUCAAUAACUGCGUUUUCUGCAAAGCAGAUGAACUGUUCACGGAUUACGAGUCCAAGCUGUUUUCUCACACGGUGAAAGGUCAGACGGCCAUCUUUGAGGAGAUGAUUGAGGAUGAGGAGGGGCUGGUGGACGACCGUCUGCCCACCACCAGCCGAGGCCUGUGGGCGGCCAGCGAGACCGAGCGCACCCUGAAAGCCAUCCUGUCCUUCGCGAAGCUUAAGCGCAUGGACUCGGAGCUGGUGGAGGAGGGCAACACCUUCAUGGAGCUGUUUGAGACCUGGAAGAAGGAGUACAAGGUGCUGCACGAGUACUGGAUGGUGCUGCGCAACCACGUGUCGGCCAUCGACGAGCUCGGCAUGGCCACGGAGAGGCUGCGAGUGCGUCUGCCGGACGAGCCCAAGCCCAAACUGCUGCACAUCAUCGAGCCGCACGAGGUGGAGCAGAACCGAGUCAAGCUUUUAAAUGACCAGGCCGUUGCCAAGUCUCAGCUCCAGAAGAAGCUCGGCCAGUAUCUUUACCUCACAAAUCUAGAGAAGUCCCAGGACAAGUCCACCGGAGGGCUGAACCCUGAGCCGUGUCCCAUCUGUGCGCGGCCCCUGGGGCAGGAGUGGGCAGUGCUGACGUGCGGCCACUGCUUCUGCAACGAGUGCAUCGCCAUCAUAGUGGAGCAGUACAGCGUGGGCUCGAGGCGGCGAGCCAUCAAGUGCGCCAUUUGCAGGCAGACCACGUCCCACGCCGAGAUCAGCUACGUGUUCACCACCCAGUCGUCCAGUCAGGACCAGGACAUCCCGGUCAAGGGAAGUCACUCGACCAAAGUGGAAGCAGUGGUGCGAACGCUAAAGAAGAUUCAAGUGACCGACCCCGGGGCCAAGUGUCUCGUCUUCUCUACGUGGCAGAGCGUUCUGGACAUCAUUGCAAAGGCGCUGUUUGACAACAACAUGGAGUUCUCCCAAAUCAACGGGAUUCACAAAUUCCAGGAGAAUCUGAGCUCCUUCAAAUACGAGGAGAAGAUCAACAUCCUGCUUCUUCCACUCCACACGGGCUCAAACGGACUGAACAUCAUUGAAGCGACUCACGUGUUGCUGGUCGAGCCGAUCCUCAACCCCGCUCACGAGCUGCAGGCCAUCGGCAGGGUGCACCGGAUCGGCCAAACCAAGCCGACGUUUGUCCACAGAUUCCUCAUUAAGUCCACUAUUGAAGAAAGAAUGCAGACAAUGCUGAAGACCGCAGAGAAAAGUCACACCAGCACAACCAUGAAGCACUCGGAGGCCGCCGUACUAACAGUAGCCGAUUUAGCGGAUCUGUUUACUGAAGACACCGAACCGCUGGAGUGAAUCUGAACAUUGGCUGAUGGCGAGCUCACACUUUGCACAAGAGGCGAAACAAAUACUCUGAUUUUGCACAUUCCAAUUUUUAUAGAAAUGUCCCGAAGUUAUUUCCUUAUAGGUAUUUUAGCAAGUUAAUGGCAGCAGAUGUGUUUCAGCAGCUGUAUCCAAGGUCAAACAUCUGUUUUGAUUGUUGUAACUGGUUCAGGUAAAGUAUUGUUGUUGUGCAUUUAUAUAUUGUCCAGAUGUAAAAUGAACUAGGUCCGCAAUAAAUGUAUUCCUACACAUUAUAGGAAAUAAAGAGCUGUACAGAG